Messenger RNA from Amborella trichopoda, 2638 nucleotides. RefSeq lists its product as uncharacterized. Lineage: Eukaryota; Viridiplantae; Streptophyta; Magnoliopsida; Amborellales; Amborellaceae. The record is from RefSeq and is a predicted model, not a curated record.
CCUCUGUUCUUUUCCUUCUCUCUCUCAUUGGUUUUUACCAUUUUUCCCCGGGAUUUUCUCUCUCUAACCCUUGCAGUUUCUCGGUCUUCUUCUUUGGUUUUACCUUUUCUCUGCUCUCUCCUUCUCUCUUCAAGAAUGGCAUUUUCUCAGUGUUUUCUGGAUUUACCAUUCGUUUUGAUUGCUCUCUCUCUCUAAAAAGUUAAUAUUUUGCUUCUCUCUCUAGAUCUUUUCUUAUCUCUCACGUCACAGCCUGUCUUUUUAUGGCGAUAUUCUCUGUAAAAUCUUAUCGGCUUUGACCGGGGAACCUUCUGAUAUAACUGCUCCCCGUGUCCUCUAAUGGCUAUUUAAUUUCUCUCUCUUCGCUUUGUUAAAACUUCGAAGUAUUCGCGUUUCUCAUUCCCUGCGUAUCUCUCUGUUGAAGCUCAAUUUCUAAUUAGUGGAGAUUUUGGGCUUUCAUUCUUCAAAUAACAUACAGCUAUUCUUCUCUUCUUCGUAUUAUUCUUUAUUCAUAAGAGAACCAGAAAGCUUCAUCACUAUGAAGUCUUCUUUGAAGAAGCUCAGAGGAUUUACAAUUCAUAAGAGCGAUGCAAGGAAAGAGGACUACAGGCCUCUGUCUCAGUUAGAUGAGCUAGAACAAGCUUCAAAGGACAUGGAAGAAAUGAGAAGUUGUUAUGAUAGCUUCCUUAUUGCAGCGGCUGCUACUGCUAAUAGUGCAUUCGAAUUUUCAGAGUCAUUGAAGGAAAUGGGUGCCUGUCUACUUGAAAAGACUGCAUUGAUUGAUGAUGAGGAUAGUGGGAGAGUCCUGAUAAUGCUGGGGAAAGCACAAUAUGAGCUUCAGAAACUUGUUGACAACUAUCGUUCUCAUAUAAUUCAGACAAUUACUAAUCCAUCUGAGUCUCUUCUCAAUGAACUUCAGACAGUUGAGGAAAUGAAAAGCCAAUGCGAUGAGAAACGAGAAGUAUAUGAAUUUAUGAAGGCAGCAAGAAGGGACAAAUCAAAGUCAAGAAAUACUAAAGGAGAAAGUUAUUCAUCUCAGUUGCAGACUGCUCAAGAAGAAUACAAUGAGCAGGCAACUUUAUUUGUUUUUCGCUUGAAAUCUUUAAAGCAAGGACAGUCCCGGAGUCUGUUAACACAGGCAACCCGACAUCAUGCUGCACAGUUGAGUUUCUUUAGGAAGGGACUUAAAAGUUUAGAAGGAAUUGAAGCGCAUGUAAAACAGGUUACUGAACAGCAACAUAUUGAUUACCAAUUCAGUGAACUUGAAGAAGAUGAUGCUGACUAUGGUGAUGAAGAUGAGGGAUACGAUGCCUUUGAUGAUGGUGAAUUGAGCUUUGAUAAUGAACAGAAUGACGAUGAAAUGGAGCUUGAUCAAAUCAACCAUGCAUCUGUUUCGCCUGUUAAGACCAUAUCUUCUCAGGUUAACAUAGAUAGACCCCAAAGGCAUUAUCAUGCUGUAGUUAGCAAGCCAAGACUUGGCAGCCAAUCAGCACCAAUAUCAGCUGCGACAACUGAAAAGCCAAGGAGCUUGCCCUCAACAACUACAAGAAAAUUCCAUACCUAUGUGCUACCAAUACCACUCGAUGCCAAGAAUUCGCCAACUACUCAAGAUCAUGGCACGAGACCAAUGAGUACAAGGGGGCCUGCUCACUCUUUAUAUCAUUCAUCUCCCUUAGAACAGAAUAAGCAUUGUGGGGAAUCCAGACCUAAACAAUCAUCAGAGCGCAUCAGAUUUUCAGUUCUUAAAGAAAACAAUUUUAACAGGCCAACCAUCCAAAGCAAGGGUUCACUGCCAAAAUUCAACUCUCGAAUUCCCUCUGAUACUAAAAGGAUCAAAAGGCAUGCCUUUUCGGGUCCAUUGCCUGGUAAUUCUUUGUCGAGAAAACCCAUUAUAUCUCAUAGUGGUUUUGGAGAUUCAACAGAGAAUCCUUUGUUAGGCUAUGGAAUUCUCACUCGUGUUCCAGUUUCUCACUCUCCAAGACUUUCUCCUAGUGCCUCACCUCCAUUAACAUCACCAAAAAUAAGUGAGUUACAUGAGCUUCCAAGGCCACCAAGUAGUUCAGCGAAAUCUCCAAGACCUUCCAACUCCAUAACCUACUCUGCCCCUUUAGCUCCUAAAAGAAAUCAAGAGCCUUUGACUGUAAAUAGAGUUACCUUCUUGACACCAACUGCUGCCUCGCCAUUGCCGACACCUCCUGGGACUGUGCUUUACAGUUUCUCUAUACCUUCAAGUCGUCAGAAAGCAGGGGCACUGCAAUCAACAAAGUCAUCAGAGGCUUCUCCCGGCAAAGAGACAAUUGAAGAAGUUUUUUCACCUCCUUUGACACCUAUUGCAUUUUCAAACAUUAAAAGGGCAUCAUCUGCUUCAGCAUUGGAAGGUCAUGCGAAAAAGAACCAGUGAUGCAUAUGGUUUCAAAAAGGCAAAGUUUGAUUAAGGCCAUCCGACCAUUUCGAACGAGAGCUCUCAUUCUUAGUCCUCCAUGUAAAUAAUAUGUGUAUUAUAAUCAUAUCUUUUACAACUUAAAAUUUUUUUUUUUUUUUCAUUGUUUGCUUGGGCUAUUGAUUGCGACAUUAUAUGCAUCAUUAUGUCAAAAUAAUGUGCGAUCUCGUGUUCAAUGAAUUGUAACAGCAAUUUUGUCAA